This is a messenger RNA of Gastrolobium bilobum, 1490 nucleotides long. RefSeq lists its product as uncharacterized. The transcript has 6 exons. Gene Ontology annotation, molecular function: ubiquitin-protein transferase activity. The record is from RefSeq and is a predicted model, not a curated record. Gene Ontology annotation, cellular component: nucleus; Smc5-Smc6 complex. Bases 194 to 1345 code for a protein of 383 amino acids. Gene Ontology annotation, biological process: double-strand break repair via homologous recombination; DNA damage tolerance. NCBI's taxonomy places the organism in Eukaryota, Viridiplantae, Streptophyta, Magnoliopsida, Fabales, Fabaceae.
ACUCCCGUACCCCCACUCAAUGAUUUCUCGAUCUUUGGAGCCUUGUAUCUUCCCGCCUUUACAAGCUUGGAACUUUAGAGCGUAUCUAUUUAUAUUUUCUCUAAUUUUUCUAGUCGUUAGGAGCAAAUUUCGAUCCCUAAAUUUUCCACUUUCGGUUUCGCAUUAGGGUUUCUAUAUCCCCAUUGAAAGAACCAUGUCGGGUGAGUUAAGCUGGAGGCACCAUGUCAUAAUUCAAGCUCUGUUAUCACGUGGACCGCUCAAGGAGAAGGACUUUCACUCCAUGUUCGAGGACCUCACCAAGAAAAACCCAGGCACCGAUCGCCAGCUAUUCGAUGGAUUUGUUCUGAAAAUAAACAGGGCGCUUACUUGUAUUAAUUUUGAGUUGCGUGGCUGCAUAGAUCAAUAUGAUGGCCAAGUUUAUUAUGGAGUGGUCAAUACUGUUUCGGAUGAACAAUCCAAGCUGGGUACAAAAUAUACAGUUCCGCAAAUUGCUUUCUAUAAGGCCAUUAUUGAAGCAUUAAUUCAAGAUGCCACUGCAAAUGGUGUUAUUUCCAGCAUUGCUGCUCUCAAUCUUAAUUUGGAUAGUCAGGUUACAAUUGUGACAGAUCCACAAUCUCAAGGAAGCCAGCCACGUGUCCCACCGGCAUUGAAGAAUUUCUGUUUCUCUCAAAAGGAAAAAACACUGCAUGAACUUGUGAGGGAUCAGUGGCUUAAUUUGACCACGGAUGGUGAUAUUAAACUUGGUGUGAAGUCAUUCCUUGAUCUUCGCAAUUGGUUUCGAAAUAAUGAUGUUCCAUCCUGUCAAGUUUGCAAUGAAGCUGGAAUAAAGGCAGAGUUAUGCAAAAAUGAAAAUUGUGCUGUUCGAAUUCAUCACCACUGCCUGAAGCAACUUUUCUCGCAGAAGAAGGUUGCCAAAGGUUGCCCAAGUUGUGGCACUUCGUGGCGAUAUACAGUAAUCAAGGCUGAAGCUGUUCAGACUGAAGAUGACAAUGAACCUAGAGGAAGACAACGAGCUACUGGUUCUAAUGGAAAGAGGCAUAGAGCCAAUAGGAUUGUGGAGGAUGGAGAAGCCGUUCAGACUGAAGAUAACAAUGAACCUAGAGGAAGACAACCAGCUACUGGUUCUAAUGGAAAGAGGCAUAGAGCCAAUAGGAUUGUGGAGGAUGAAGAAGUUGGAUGCAGCAAUCAGGGUGAGCAAAGCCAGCAUGGUAAUGGAUUGACACGAAAAAGGAGUAGAGCAUGUAAAACUAAUGAUGCAAAUAUAGGAGGACCAAGUACAUCUCAAACCUCGUCAGCUAUUCCUGCUUUAAGAAGAGUAACUCGAAGUUCUGCUGGUCUGAUGUAAAUCAACAAUGGUGCUGUUUUGCUGCUAAUAUUUUACAAUUUUUGCUUAACUUAAUGAAUAUGUGAAUGGACUUUUGUACUGAUGCCGUUAGCUAGUUUUCAGUGACUAUUCCAAAAUCAGCAAUACACUUAUUAUUGUAGAUUGA